CUACGGAUAUUACAUAGUAAAGCGAGGCUUUGUUGUAUGCUGUGAAAUGUGUAGGCGUGAAUAGUUGAGAUGUGUUUGUUGUUAGUGGUGUUUGUGUGGUGGCCACCGUUUCUCAAAUGAAUAGAACUUUGGAAAUUUUCGUCUGAGUUUGGCGGGUAUUUUACAGAUAUGGUUCCGACUUGACAGCGAAACUGUGUGAACUGAGUUUAACAUGUUUAUAUUUCAGAAAUUGAAAGGAUCUUCUCGAUAAUGAAGUGUGUGUUGGAAAAGACACGAAAUUCUGGUUGAAUGUUUUCCUCGGGUCUGAGUUGUAACUUACCAUUUCCCAGCUGCCUGGGAUAUCCAACAGAAGCUGAAGAACUUAUUCCAAGGAUGGCUCGAGAGCCAGUCAUCUUGAAUGUUUAUGACAUGUAUUGGAUUAACGAGUAUACUACCCCUAUUGGCCUCGGUGUCUUCCAUUCUGGUGUCGAGAUAUAUGGGACUGAGUAUGCAUAUGGAGGGCACCCAUUUCCUAUAUCAGGAAUAUUUGAUAUCACUCCAAGGAAUGCAGAAGAGCUUGGAGAGCAAUUCCAGUUCAGACAAUCUGUUCAUAUAGGUAACACAGAUUUCACAGAUGAUGAAGUUAAGAGAAUAAUAGUAGAACUUGGGAAAGAUUUUCGUGGAGAUCGUUACCAUUUAAUGAACAAGAACUGCAAUCACUUCUCCGGCUCCUUCACUCAGAUUCUCUGUGGUCAAGAGAUACCAUCUUGGGUGAACCGACUGGCGUACUUCAGCUCGUGUGUUCCUUUUCUCCAGCGCUGCUUGCCUCGUGAAUGGUUAACACCCAUGGCAUUGCAGCAUUCUAUAAGUUCACAUCAGGAAAAUUCAUCAGAUACUUCAUUGUAACAUUGGUGAUAAAUAAGUUUCAGAUGGGAACUUGUUGUGGAAAGAAAAAAAGUAGGCCUAAAGAGAAUGGAAUGAUUAUAAAUACCGGUAUUACAAUUAAGUGUUCAAAGUACAAUACUGAGCUCAUUAUUCUGUCCAAUACAUAACAAAAUACAAAAUAUUAUUAACAGUCAGGUAGAGAUGAAACCUUAGCAUUUUUAGAGUUGGCAGGAAAUGUUCUGAUACUGUAUGAGGUAAAUUUUAUUGUACAUGGAAAACUAUGCAAGUUAAUGAGUAAGGUGCCCUGAAAAACUAGUAUAUAAGUUUGCAAUGACACAUCUUUAUUCAUAAAUUUCAAAUCUUUUAUGCAAGUUCUUCAACUAUUUUAUUUGCACAAAUUUAGUUUUUUUAUAUUGUAAGGUAAGAAUUGGAACUAUUAUGACUGAAAAAUGUUCUACACAGUGCUGAAGUAGGAGUAAUUUAAGGAACUAUUUAUUUUUUUAAGAUGAGUAAAAUUGCAGACAUUGUACUCAUCAUUUCUCGGAGGUUUAGAAGAACUAUUGUUUACCAAAAUGUUGGACAACUACAUACUGAGUAAGUGAUACGUAGCAUUUCAGUUACAUGAGUAAAUGGAAUAAUAGAUCAAGGUAAGAAAAUGAAGACCUAAGUGUUGAAAUGUCAUACGAGUGAGAGUUGAGGACUAAAAAAAAAAAUUUUCAGGGGAAAAUUUUACUGAAAUGUAUGGCACCUGUAAAUGAUGUAUGAUAAUUUACAUACAACCCAGAGUGGACAAUUUUCACAUCACUUAUCUGUGUUCAGGGAAGUAGUAAUGAUGAAAGUGACAAAUAAGUAAAACAUAAGACAUACCUGUCCCUUUCAUAAUUUCUUAAAGCAGUUUGAAUGGUGUUGUAUAGGACAACAGUAUGUACGUUGCAAAUAUGCCUUUGUUGUGAUAUAACAUACAGGUGUAUGUAUAUGGUCUCCCAGUAUGUGGUUGGCUUUUAGUUGCAACAUUAUUUUGCGUUUGGUUUUAUCAAAAGCCUUAAGCAGCAUUUAGUUAUUACUACCACAGUGCAUGCAAGUCGCCUGUCUUUGAUAUUCCAUAUUCUGCUGCUGCUGCUGCUGCCCAGUUUGAUUGAGGCUGCCAGAUGAAACAGUGUGUUCCCUCUUGGUCUCACACUGUACUCGGCAUAUAUUUUGAUGUCCCCAUUUCAAUAUUGAUCAUAAUUUGCCUUCUAUUUUUGUUGUUCUGCAUUUGUAUGCUGUGCUCCAGCCUUUAGUUUUAGUAUUGUAUCUUGACCACUUGGUACAAUUUUAGUGACUUUGGUUUCAACAUUGCAUGCGCACUCUCGCAUGCAUGCGCACACAUAUACACACUUUCACUAUACCACUCUAGUAUAUUCUUUCAUACUUCUCAUUUACGCACCGUAUGUUUCAGUCUCAAGUAGUUGGAACACUAUAGAUUUUUAAUUGUCAGCGAUCACUGUGCUUAAAGGCUCCCAGGAAUGAGAGGGUCACAAUAUACUGUGAAUGCAAUGAUUUGUGAAUAAGACCACUUCUAAUUUGUUUCCACCAAUAUCUCUUCAGUCCAACCUUCAGGUAACUGAUAGUUCAUUUAGUGGCUACAAUUGUUAUUUUUCUUACUGCUACUAGUAAUAUUAGUAUUUAUUGCAGCUUAUUUAAGCAGUUGUAUAUGCAUCCUGACAUGAUAUGUAGGUAGUAUUGACAGUAAGGAGAAUAGAAUUUCUUUGUAGAACUGUACGUAUCUGAUGCAUGCAUUUCUCUUAAUUCACAAAGACUUUAGAAGUACUUUGACAGUAGCUUGAUUUUUAUGUAUUCGGUACUUGUUCCAGUCGGUUAGUGAGGGUGCUAGGUGUAAUAUUUUGUGUGUGUGUGUGUGUGUGUGUGUGUGUGUGUGUGUGUGUGUGUGUGUAGAGAGAGAGAGAGAGAGAGAGAGAGAGAGAGAGAGAGAGAGAUGGUCUUGUAAGAUGGUGCUUUUAAUUGAUAGUUGGAUAUGUUAAACAUUACAAAAAUUGUGAAAAAUCUUCCGUGUGUGACAGAGAUGAGAUACGUUUCUGUUAUUGUUUCAAUUUAUCUUGCCAAAUAUAUAAAUUUAGAUGAUGGUGAUCAUCAUGAUCAUAAUUGAUUUACUGAGAAAUUUCUCUUCCUCUCAUGUGUUGUGGUGGCAUUGAGAACAAUAUUAAUAUUUUGUGAUUGUUUUUUCUACAAAUCUGGAAAGUGCGGAGAGUUGUGUGUAAGUCGUAUAAACAAACACAUUAUAAUGGAUUGAUUACACUAAAUUUCCAAUAAAAAUAUAUUUUUCUUCAGAUAAUGGAGUGUUUCAUAUUUAUGCAUUAGUAUGAAUGUGUUCAUUUUCAUUUAGUAUUAUUUAAAGAUGUAUAACGUACCUGUGUAAGGAGAAAGGUAAAAACUGUAGAUGAGUAUAUUUGUUAAUCUUUCCACUGAACUUUGACAUUUGUUUCUGUAAAAUUAUUUACUUUUAGGAAAUCAUGUUUUUAAUAAAAUACCUGCAAUGAUCUGAUACUUGUUUAACAUUAUUUCGUUCCUUUUCUAAGGUAUUGUACAAGCAUACUCUCAGCUUAAACAUUGAGAGGAUUUUCUGAAGCAAUCCUGUUACCUCAUAUAAGUUUUCUAAUCUCUUAAAAUCUGUUUUUCUUUUUUUAUAAAAGUUAAUCUUUAUAAUUUGAUUGUAUAGGUAAUUUAUUCAUUUGAGUAGAGAACACUUGACAUAGAAGAGUUGUCAAUUAUGAUAUAAUUGUAAAGCAUCUUUCUUUUAAUGAAGAGUUGAAGGCUGGAGUAUGUGUUUCGUGGUACCAAGUGCCAUUAUUUCUUCCACAAGAUAUUGGAAUUGGACUGCAAAAUGAUUAUUGUCAUUUCAUAAGAUGAUGCCUGUGAUUCAUUGUUAAUGGAAUUGUUGGAGUAUUAGUGGAAUUUUAAAUGUAUUAUUAAGUUACAGAUGACUUUUGAUACAUCUGUUAGCGUGUGUCAUUACAAAAAGAAAAAUCUGUUUCUUGUAUGUGAAUUCAUCUGUUGUUGUUGAAAUAAAUUGUUUACAAUGUA
Molecule: messenger RNA, 3945 nt
Organism: Schistocerca serialis cubense
Lineage: Eukaryota; Metazoa; Arthropoda; Insecta; Orthoptera; Acrididae
Product: deubiquitinase DESI2
Exons: 6
Coding region: 289-885 (198 amino acids)
Biological process (GO): protein deubiquitination
Molecular function (GO): deubiquitinase activity
Source: RefSeq, a predicted model, not a curated record